AGAGCCACUGACAAGCUGCUCCGGGUUUAAUGCCUCCAACAGGCUACAGCUUCCUAAAAUGAGACUCUGGGGACUUCUGCCACUCCUGGUCCCCUUCAUCUUCCUGUGGAGCAUCCAGGAACCUGAUCUGGCAGAGGGGGUCUUUGUCAGAGCAUGUCCAAAGUAUAAAAUAAAGUGCAACUUAGAAGAAAGAGACCGGUGUUCACGACACUCACACUGCCCAGAGAAGCAAAAGUGCUGUCUGUUCGCCUGUGGGAAGAAAUGCCUGGACCUCAGCGAAGAUGUGUGCAGUCUGCCUCAGGAUUCUGGUCCCUGCCUGGCCUACCUUCCACGCUGGUGGUAUAACCAAGACACCAGGCUCUGUACGCACUUCAUCUAUGGUGGUUGCCAAGGGAACCUUAACAACUUCAUGUCUGAAGAUAUCUGUACAUCCAUUUGCAAAAACUAACACUAUAUGUCUUCCUGGAUAUGAUAAGGAUGAACUGGAAGAAGCCCCACAUCUUGGCUCCUUAUCUGAGGCUUUCUUCCCGUGAGCCCAGCACAUGCUCUGGAUUGGCUGCCAGUGGCCAAGUCUUAGCCACUGAGACUUUGGCUGUUCUGAAACCAGAACCCCAGAAUGUGCUAUUCCCUUCCCCAGACCCUAGCUUCUGUUCAAAUACCAUGACCUUCGACCUUUGACCCCCUUCUUAGUCUGGGACCCUAUCACCUCAAAUUUCAGGGCUCAAAUUU
This is a messenger RNA of Apodemus sylvaticus (European woodmouse), 729 nucleotides long. Its product is annotated as WAP four-disulfide core domain protein 6B-like. Gene Ontology annotation, molecular function: serine-type endopeptidase inhibitor activity. The record is from RefSeq and is a predicted model, not a curated record. Gene Ontology annotation, biological process: negative regulation of peptidase activity. The transcript is spliced from 4 exons. NCBI's taxonomy places the organism in Eukaryota, Metazoa, Chordata, Mammalia, Rodentia, Muridae. The coding region runs from base 59 to 448 and encodes 129 amino acids. Gene Ontology annotation, cellular component: extracellular region.